CCCCAUUACACUCUAUACCGGUGAGUCGCCUUACGAGAAAUUGAAGCUCAAGAAAGCACAACAGCGUCUGAAGAAAGAAUAUCAAAAGGAGAAAAGACGUGCCGAACGCAAACAAGCACAAAAGGAAAUUCGUAAAGACGCUAAUAAGGAAGGACUCAAUGGCUGGGAAGAGGAAAACUCUGCAGAUGAAGGAAACACCGAUGAUAACGAUUAUGAAUUACCAGCAACCAACCAACAAGAAGACGAAAAGAGUUGUAAAAACCUUGAACUACCGACUUCGCCUUGCACGCUCUGGCAUAGCAACUUCAAAGAUAUACCGCGCAAGAAAGAUCUACACAUUGAAGAGCUAAUAGCCGAACGUGAUCAAUUUGUACGACUAUGUAGCAAAAACCGUUUUUAUGCAAAUCCCAACUUCAAUCAGCCAUGGCGAGUGUUUUCAAAACUUGCCGCCAGGCUCUCUAACGACAUCAUCGGCGUAAUCGAGGAAGACUUUACCAUUGGUGUUUCGAAGUUUGUGCAGGACUUCCUGGAUAACGAGACCAAGAUAUAAGAACGCUGCUUCUGCAGUUUACCUUCUUCGAUAUUUUGUUCUGUUUUACCUCCAUGCAUAUAUAUUUUUUAAUAUUUUCCGUUGUGGUGUUGCAGCUGUGUGCAUGUUUUUUAUAUGGAUAUGAUUCUCAAGUUUUGCUUUGAAAUUGUAGAGCAAAUUUUGGCAGAUUUUAGAUACGUAUGUAGAGCUUACACAGUAGAUAAUCGACAUUUUUCGCGAUCAUGUCAAAGGUUAAGGUAGAUAAGGUAUCUAUAAUGGCUUUACAACUUUAUCCCUUGACAAGCUUGCGAAAACCGGUUGUUACUGUGAAUAAUCCACGCAGCAUAUGCUUGUGUGUAUGUGUAACAAGUAUAUCUCAAUAUAUGCUGUACCUAUGCCAAAAUAGUUCAUGUAAAAAAUUUUUUACUAUUAUUAAAUUUUUUUUCUCAAAAUUUUCAU
Molecule: messenger RNA, 988 nt
Organism: Bactrocera latifrons
Lineage: Eukaryota; Metazoa; Arthropoda; Insecta; Diptera; Tephritidae
Exons: 2
Source: RefSeq, a predicted model, not a curated record